Fopius arisanus is the source of this 1945-nucleotide messenger RNA. RefSeq names its product fidgetin-like protein 1. Bases 23 to 1720 code for a protein of 565 amino acids. NCBI's taxonomy places the organism in Eukaryota, Metazoa, Arthropoda, Insecta, Hymenoptera, Braconidae. Gene Ontology annotation, molecular function: microtubule severing ATPase activity; ATP hydrolysis activity; ATP binding. The transcript is spliced from 2 exons. The record is from RefSeq and is a predicted model, not a curated record.
UUGACAAAAAUUGAUUUUAACCAUGAAUGCCAAAAACCUUCAACCCGAAGCCUUCAACGCUGGCAGAUACAUGCCAACCUACCAAAGUCUCAAAUUCAAUUCACCCCAAGAAAAUGAAAAUAGCGAUAGCUCAAGGGUGUCCCUGACUUUCAAAUAUCUCAUCAGUCGUUUUUUAUCAAGUGAAGUCACCACGACACUCUUCAGAAAAGGUUUCGACGAGUACACAGUGCAAAUGGAGAAAGAGCACUUGAAAAAUUCAGUGCCCACAAAAUUGCCGAUCAAGUCAGGCCUAAAACCCGGAGAAAACCUAUUAAAUUUCUCAGAGCCCCUGCCAUGCACCAAAGACGAGAAAAAACACUGUAGAGACCUAUCUUUUUAUUUAUCGAACAGGGACAUCAAGCCAUUGCUUCCAGCUUCAGAUAUUUCCAAAGAAAAUUGGUCAAGAAAUCAAAAAGUCCAUCUCCUGAGAAAAGAACAGUCCCCCAAGUCCUUGAGUUGUAAAAACCUCAAUAAAUGGACAAAUCCUGUCACUUCUCCGGUGAGCAGAGAUCCCGACGCCACCACUGAUUCCGACACCGAAGAAAUCAUCAGGAGCAACAGCUCCGGAGCCUUCAGAACAGCAAAUGUCAUCCAUCAGAACAAUGAGAAGAAUGCGAAUAAAUUGAAAAGAAAAAACUCUGUGAACAACCAGUUCGUAUGCCCAGUAAAACGAGAUAAUAGACGCCAGGAAUCUGAACAAAUCAUACCAAAAACAGAAGUCUCCCCUGAUGCGCUAAUUGAGGACGAGAGGCUGAAGAACAUCGACCAGAAGAUGAUUGAGCUGAUAAGAAACGAGAUAAUGGACGGUGGAGCUACAGUGGAAUGGGAUGACGUGGCUGGCCUAGAGGGAGUUAAAAAGAUCAUCAAGGAGAUUGUGGUGUUCCCGAUCCUCCGACCAGACAUCUUUACAGGUCUUCGUCGUCCCCCCAAGGGAAUUCUAUUGUUUGGCCCUCCUGGUACUGGAAAAACUCUAAUCGGAAAAUGCGUUGCCAGCCAGAGUAAAUCCACAUUCUUCUCCAUAUCCGCCAGUUCCUUGACCUCCAAAUGGGUGGGAGAGGGUGAGAAAAUGGUGAGAGCUCUGUUUGCAGUGGCAAGGGUUCACCAGCCAUCGGUCGUCUUCAUCGAUGAAAUCGAUUCACUCCUGACUCAACGCUCAGAGACCGAACACGAGAGCUCCAGAAGGAUAAAAACAGAAUUUCUGGUGCAGCUCGAUGGUGCCACAACUGGAGAUGACGACAGGGUCCUCGUCAUUGGGGCAACUAAUCGACCCCAGGAGCUUGACGAAGCCGCCAGACGAAGGUUUGUUAAGAGACUCUAUAUUCCACUACCUGAGAGCAAUGCUAGGAAGCAGAUCGUCAAGAACCUCCUUAGGAAUGAGCGCCAUAAUUUAGAGGAUAAUGAUGUUGACAGCAUCGCGCGACUAACGCAGCACUACUCCGGAGCUGAUAUGGCUAAUCUCUGUAAGGAGGCCAGCAUGGGACCGAUCAGGAGUAUUCCCUUUGAGCAGCUCGAGAAUAUUCAUAAGGACAGCGUCAGGUGUGUGACUCUUGAGGACUUUCAAAAGGCCAUCGGACUUGUCAGACCUAGUGUCUCACAGACAGAUUUGGAUCUCUAUAUUAGGUGGGACUCCACAUUCGGCAGUGGAACUGCAUGCAACACCCCAGGAGAAUUAGAUUUGUAACAGUGAUCGAGUAAUUUUUUUUAUUGAAUUAAAUCACCAAUUUAGAAUAAUCAGGGAUCAAUAAAUCAUAUGGAAAAAAAUAUUUAAAAAAUGACUAAUGCUGACACACCUCUGCUCACAACAAUUUUUAUUGUUAGCCGCCGUCAAUAAAUUUAAUACAUACGUAAAUUUUCGAAAGCAGUGGACAAUUAUCUCAAAAUUAUACACUUCCACCAUUGAAUUUUU